This is a messenger RNA of Solanum verrucosum, 1905 nucleotides long. Its product is annotated as LRR receptor-like serine/threonine-protein kinase GSO2. The transcript is spliced from 2 exons. Gene Ontology annotation, cellular component: plasma membrane. NCBI's taxonomy places the organism in Eukaryota, Viridiplantae, Streptophyta, Magnoliopsida, Solanales, Solanaceae. Gene Ontology annotation, molecular function: protein binding. Bases 1 to 1905 code for a protein of 634 amino acids. The record is from RefSeq and is a predicted model, not a curated record.
AUGGACAGAAGUUGCAUUUUUCUUGCAAUUUUCAUUCUCCUACAUGACAAUACUUUACUUGCUACUCUUCCUAGUAUUAGCACUGAUGAAGCUGCUCUUCUUGCACUUAAAUCACAUAUUUCUUCUCAUUCUAACAAUAUCUUAGCAAGAAACUGGGCUUCUUCCAUCCCGGUUUGCAGCUGGAUUGGAAUCACUUGCAGCUCCCAUCACCAUCGAGUCACUGCUAUAGACAUUUCUAGCAUGCAACUUUAUGGUACCAUUCCUCCACACCUUGGAAACCUCUCAUUUAUUUCAUCGCUUGACAUCAGUAACAACACUUUCCAUGGAGAUUUGCCAGUAGAGUUGACUCAUUUGCAGAGGUUGAAAUUCAUUAAUGCCAAAAACAAUAACAUUACCGGAGCCAUUCCAUCAUUUUUAAGUUUGUUACCAAACCUACACUUUUUGUACCUAUCGAAUAACCAAUUUUCGGGGAAAAUUCCAACUUCCCUUUCCAAUCUAACAAAACUGGAAGUGUUGCAAUUACAGAGCAAUUUUCUCGAAGGAGAAAUCCCUCGAGAAAUCAGUGAUCUUCGUUACUUGACUAUCCUAGACCUGGAAUUUAAUCAGCUUACUGGAUCUAUACCACCAUCAAUCUUCAACAUUACUACAAUACAAGUAAUUGCUCUUAUGGACUACAAUCUUACUGGAAAGCUGCCAAAAACUAUAUGUGAUCAUAUUCCAGACUUGGAAGGACUUUACCUCGGUAGAAACUCCCUAGAUGGAAUUAUUCCACCAAAGCUGGAGAAAUGCAGAAAGCUUCAAAUAUUGGAAUUGGGUGAUAAUGAGUUUGCUGGAACUGUACCAAGAGAGCUAGCCAACUUAACAGCUCUUACAGAAUUAUAUCUUGGACUUCUGCAUUUGGAAGGAGAGAUACCAAUGGAGCUCGAUAAUCUUAAGAAAUUUCAAGCAUUGGGAUUAUCACAGAAUGAGCUUACUGGCUCUAUCCCUGACAGCAUUUUCAACAUGUCAGCACUGCAGAUUAUAGAUUUUGGAGAAAACAAGCUUUCAGGUACUCUAACUUCAGAUUUAGGUCGUGGAAUGCCCAUCCUAGAAGAACUUUAUUGUGCACAAAUACUGUGCUUCAAUCUGAGUGGUUUUAUCUCUGCUUCAAUCUCAAAUUCAUCGAAACUCAGACAAUUUGACCUCUCACAAAACAGUUUCACAGGUCCAAUUCCUAAAUCACUUGGUAACUUAGAAUACCUUGAGGUUCUGAACUUGUGGGGGAAUAAUUUUGUCAGUGAUUCAACAUUGAGCUUCCUUGCAUCAUUGACAAACUGUAGGAAUCUAAGAGUACACACGUUAUCUGGUAAUCCGUUGGAUGGUGUUUUGCCUCCAUCUGUUGGUAAUUUCUCAAACUCCUUGCAAAGUUUUGAAGCAGAUGGUUGUAAACUGAAGGGUGUCAUUCCAAAAGAAGUUAGUAAUCUUACUGAAGUGACAAGGAUGAGUCUGUCUAACAAUGAGUUGACUGGACAUAUUCCAAAUACUGUACAUGGCAUGUCGAUCCUUCAAGAACUUUACUUAUUUAACAACAAGAUAGAAGGAGCCAGACAUGAUGUUAUCUGUAAUUUAAAGAGUCUAGGCACAUUAGUCUUGUCAGAAAAUCAUUUUUCUGGUUCAGUGCCCUCGUGCUUAGGGAACGUUACUAGUUUGAGGAAACUUUAUCUAGAUAACAACAAGCUGUAUUCUAGAUUACCUUCAAGCUUGGGGAACCUUCAAGAUCUCAUAGAAUUCAAUGUUUCAUUCAAUUUAUUUAGUGGGGAAAUUCCACUGGAGAGCGGAAACUUGAAGGCUGCAACACACAUUGAUUUGUCAAAUAAUUAUUUUUCUGGUAAGAUUCCUAGCACUCUAGGGGGUCUAGAUAAUUGA